AUGGCAAAAGUAAUAUCCCUAUAUAAAAAAGGUGAUCAUCAAUGUAUGGGUAACUAUAGGCCUGUGUUGCUACUGUCAGGGUUUUCGAAAAUUAUUGAGAAAGUGUUCCUUUCAAAACUAACUACAAUCUUCGACAAGAAUAAUAUUAUUUCUGGAUGUCAACAUGGCUUCAGACCACAGCAAUCAAUUGAAACAGCCAUUUUCAAUCUGAUAAACCAUGUCUUAAAUGCAGUGGACAUCCACAGAUAUACCUCAGGUUUAUUCUUGGACCUAACAAAAGCUUUUGAUGUGACUGAUCAUUCUUUGCGCCUGAGGAAGCUUGAACAGUAG
Schistocerca cancellata (South American locust) is the source of this 330-nucleotide messenger RNA. RefSeq lists its product as uncharacterized. The coding region runs from base 1 to 330 and encodes 109 amino acids. The transcript has a single exon. NCBI's taxonomy places the organism in Eukaryota, Metazoa, Arthropoda, Insecta, Orthoptera, Acrididae. The record is from RefSeq and is a predicted model, not a curated record.